This is a messenger RNA of Alternaria arborescens, 711 nucleotides long. RefSeq lists its product as hypothetical. The coding region runs from base 1 to 711 and encodes 236 amino acids. The record is from RefSeq and is a predicted model, not a curated record. The transcript has a single exon. Gene Ontology annotation, molecular function: hydrolase activity. Lineage: Eukaryota; Fungi; Ascomycota; Dothideomycetes; Pleosporales; Pleosporaceae.
AUGCUCUACAUCCAUGGAGGAGCAUUCUAUCGCGAGAUUGACCCGAAUCACUGGAAGUUCAUCUUUCAGGUCGCACGCGACACUGGACUGGACAUUUUGGUACCGAUAUACCCCCUGAUACCAAGACCGGCCGCUACAGCCAGACAGGUGGUUCCUGGUUUGGUAGACAUUUGCCGCCAGACCAAGCAAGAUAUUGUCAAUAUCACCGGUGAUCCAGCGGGAGAGGCAUUAGCAUUAGCUACCAUGCACCACAUGUUCGACGUUGCGCCAGAUCACGCGAAGAAGGUCCAAUCUGUUGUGCUGAUCUCACCCGUCCUUGACGUGACGUUCCGCCACCCAGAGGCUCAGAAGCUAGACAGCAUGGAUCCGUGGCUCGGCAUCGAUGGCCUGCAAAUCAUCACGCCGCUGUGGUCAGCUGGCACAACUACCUCAGAUCCGCUGGUCAGUCCGCUACCUGUUGAUAUUGCGCGACUUCUGCCGCUUCUCCGUCUCUCUGGCACGGAUGACAUUUUGAACUCCGACGCGAGACGACUGAAUGCUCGGUUUCAGGGCCAUAGCAGCGAUCAGUGUGUCUCUGAGAGCGUCCAGCUCGAGCGAUUUGUUUAUGUCGAGCAAGCUCAUAUGAUUCAUGUCUAUUCUUUGCUUCCGCACUGGGAAGGAGAGCAGGCUCGAAAGCUUAUCAUGCAUUUCGUUCAGAGUCAUCUCUCAUAG